CCGGCGUCGCCAUUGCAGUCUUAGUUUUGUGCCUGGUGGGGCUUCAGGAGACACACCCUGGGACGUGAGGCGAAGGCCCCCAGGGGGACGUUCUGGGAUCCUCUUCGCACCUUGGCACUUCCUUUUACCCUCGGCUCACCGCUCCUCCUUCCUAAGCCUCGGUUUUUCCGCGCCCCGCCUUCGUCCCAAGUUCCGGGGAGGCAGCUUCCGUUUCAUACUGGGGACGGUCGAAGUACUGAGUGCGACCAUCAACCUGCGUCACCCCUCCCAGUGUUUGCGGGGGGGGGGUUCGGGUGAGCGCGCAGGCUCGUCACGGCCGCCGGCUGACACGGCCCCGCCCAGCCCACAGGCUGUGACCGGUCUUGCAGAGUCGCUGAUGGACCCGAGGCAGGAUUGGUCUGAAAACAGUGGCCAGUGGGACUGUGAGGAGAGCGGGGCACCAGUGGGGCCAGCACCUGUGGUCUUCUCAAAGCCCACCUAUUGGCCCCCUGGCCUUGCUGUCUCCUCAUGGGGAAGCCUGGUGGCCUUCGAGGAGGUGGCCAUGCACUUUUCCAGGGAGGAGUGGGAGCUCCUCGAUGAGGCCCAGAGGCAGCUGUACCACACUGUGAUGCUGGAGACCUUGGAGCUUGUGACCUCACUUGGCUGUUGGCCUGUGGUGGGAGACGAGGAGGUGCCUUCUGAGAAGAGCGCUUCUGGAGAAGCCGUGUCACAGCUCAGAACUCCCAGUGCGCCUCCUUCCACGCAGGAGGCUGACGGCCGCGGCACGUGUGAGCCACUCUCGAGAGACAGUUUGCAGCUGGACGACCAUCAAAGACAUAGUGGGGAGACCUCCUGCACAUGUUUAGCAUAUGGAAGAGAGUUUUGGUUUGGUGCGAAUCUUCACCAGCAUCCAGAGUACAAUGGAGAAAAGCCCUUCCAAUGUAACAGAGACAGGGACUUGUUUGUAAAAAGCUCAACAGGCUCUUUGUCAGAGAAACCCAUUACAUGUGGGUUAGGUGGCCAGGAUGUCUCAGACGGCCAUGACCUCCUCCAACCCCCAAGCAUGGAUGGCAGUGGGGAGCCACAUAGCAGCACAAAGGUCAGGGAGGCCUCACUGCACCUUUUCAAUUCUGGGCAGCUCCCAGACGUCCAGUCCUCACAGAAGCCCUUCAACUGCAGUGACAGUGGGAAAGCGUUCCAGAAGACUUCUGUCCUCAGCCACCAGAGUGCUCACUCUGAAGAGACACCAUUUAGAUGCGCAAGAGUUGAAAAUUCCUUAGAGGAGAAAUCAGCCCUUAUUAGUGACCAAUGGUUUCACACUGGAGAAACAUCUCAUGUAUGUAAAGAGUGUGGCAAGGCUUUCAGUCACCCAUAUAAACUGAGGAAGCAUCAGAAAUUCCACACAGGAGUAAAAGAUUAUGCAUGCAGCGACUGUGGGAAAACUUUCAGCCACAAACUCACCCUUAUUCAUCACCAGAGAAUCCACACAGGAGAAAGGCCUUAUGAAUGCAGUGAAUGUGGGAAAGCCUUCAAUAACAGGUCACACCUCGCUCGGCAUGAGAAAGUUCACACAGGAGAAAGGCCUUUCAAGUGCAGCAAAUGUGGAAGAGCCUUCAGCCAAAGCUCCAAUUUCCUUCGGCACCAGAAAGUCCACACCCACAUAAAACCUUAUGAGUGCAGUCAGUGUGGUAAAGCCUUCAGUCGCAGCUCUGCGCUCAUGCAGCACUGGAGAGUUCAUACUGGAGAACGGCCGUUUGAGUGCAGUGAGUGUGGGAGAGCUUUUAACAACAACUCCAACCUUGCUCAGCACCAGAAGGUUCACACCGGAGAACGGCCUUUCGGAUGCAGUGAAUGUGGGAGAGACUUUAGCCAAAGCUCUCACCUCCUUCGCCAUCAGAAAGUCCACACCGGAGAACGGCCUUUCGCAUGUGGUGAAUGUGGGAAAACCUUCAGCAAUAGCUCCACCCUCAUUCAACACCAGAAAGUACAUACUGGACAAAGGCCUUACAGGUGCAGUGAGUGCAGAAAAGCCUUCAGUCGCAACUCCAGCCUGGUUCAGCACUGGAGAACUCACACUGGGGAAAAGCCUUAUGAGUGCAGUGAAUGUGGGAAGGCCUUUGCUCACAGUUCCAGUCUGAUUGAGCACUGGAGAGUUCACACCAGAGAAAGGCCUUAUGAGUGUAAUGAAUGUGGGAAGUUCUUUAGCCAAAAGUCCAUUCUUACGAAGCAUCAGAAAGUUCACACUGGGGAAAGGCCUUAUGAGUGCACUAAAUGUGGCAAGUUCUUUAGCCGUAAGUCCAGCCUCAUCUAUCACUGGAGAGUUCACACUGGGGAAAGGCCUUACGAGUGCAGUGCAUGCGGGAGAGCCUUCAGCAGUAACUCUCACCUCAUUCGUCACCAGAGAGUGCACACACAGGAAAGGCCCUAUGAAUGCAGCCAGUGUGGGAAAGCCUUUAGUGAAAGAUCCACACUUGUUCGACACCAGAUAGUUCACACCAGAGAAAGGACUUAUGAGUGUGGCCACUGUGGGAAAAUCUUCAGUCGCCUCUGCAACCUUGCACAGCACAGAAGGAUCCACAGCUGAAUGGAGCCUUAUGGAGAUGGUCUUUGGGAGAUCUUCAGCCACAUCAAACUUCAGGCAGCAGACUACCAAGAAAUUCCCUAAUGUGUCACUGAUAUGGAAAUGCCUUCAGAAGCUACCCUGCCCUUUCUGAGUGGCCUAGGAACCUACACAGCACUGUCUCCCCUCUGGAGCGUAAACCUCUUUCUAGCUGCCUGUGGCCUCUGAGAGGGUCAGGGAAUGAACUGACCCCGUGUUGGUUGAGAGAUUCAUUAAUAAAGACACAUGACAGUCCUACACGUUAUGUACCUAACAGUGCUUCAGGGUACAUGAAGCAAAAACUGAUAGAACUGCAAGGAGCAAUAGACAAACUCACAAUUAUACUUUGGGAAGUUCACACCCUCCCAGAUAAUCAGUAAAGGCGUGAAGACAACACUUUCAACCAGCUUGACCUAAUCAAUAUUUAUAGAACUUCCUGUCCAAGAGGACAGAAUAGACAUUUUUUUCACAUGCACAUAGAACAUUUACCAAUAUGGAGCAUAUUCUGGGCCAUAAAAGAAGGCCUGAUAAAGGGAUAAGAAAUAAUACACGGUAUGGACCUUGACUAUAACAGAAUUCUAUAAGAAAUAAAGAACGGAAUGAUGUGUGGAAAACCCUCAUUCAGAAACUGAAUAUCACACUUAUAAAUAAUCCAUGGUCAAAGAUGAAAUCAAAAGAAAAAUUUGAAAGUACUUGGAAUGAAAAUGAAAACAGCAUAUCAAAAUAUGUGGGAUGUACCUAAAACUGUACCAAGGGAGACAUAUGUGUAUGUGUAUAUAUAUAUGUGUGUGUGUGUGUGUCCAUGUAUACUGGUGAAAUAUUAAUAAGCCUUAUGGAUUGUAGAAGAAUCAUUAAAUGCCAGGUUUUUUAAAGUUCCAACAAAAGAA
Molecule: messenger RNA, 3465 nt
Organism: Bubalus bubalis (water buffalo)
Lineage: Eukaryota; Metazoa; Chordata; Mammalia; Artiodactyla; Bovidae
Gene: ZNF132
Product: zinc finger protein 132
Exons: 4
Coding region: 377-2563 (728 amino acids)
Biological process (GO): negative regulation of transcription by RNA polymerase II; regulation of immune system process; regulation of cytokine production
Cellular component (GO): nucleus
Molecular function (GO): DNA-binding transcription factor activity, RNA polymerase II-specific; RNA polymerase II cis-regulatory region sequence-specific DNA binding
Source: RefSeq, a predicted model, not a curated record